GUUGCUCUCGCAGCAUCGUUUCCCCUUAGCUGGCAUUUGUCCUUGCUGGCUGUGCCUGUCAGCCAAGCGGUGGGUCCCCUCAUGGGACUGCCACGUCAAGCCACAGUCGAUCUCCACAAGGCGCUGGGCUGGAGAACGGCCUUCUGGGGCGCCAUCCAUGCUGGCGGGGAGCUCGUGUACCUCCUGAGUAAAGAAGGCGUCCAGGUUUUCGUUCGAAUCUCUGGAGACAAGGGCGAGAAUCUUCUGUACCUGCUCGGGCUCCUUACAGCGCUCCUUCUGCUGUUGCACACGGUGGUGGCCUUCUUCCGUAAACACCCACGCAUCACCGCGCACUUUCGGAGCGCCCACCGCGUCACAGCUUUGUUGGUGCUACUUGGUGCCACAGCUCACUGGUGGCCUUUCGCCCUUUUCCUGCUCCCCUCAGCCGCUGCCUACGGCGCCCAGGGCGCACUGAGCCUGGCGUGUCGCUUUGGGCGCAAGGCUUCGAAGCGAAGG
Messenger RNA from Symbiodinium pilosum, 495 nucleotides. The record is from the annotation of a GenBank genome assembly. Lineage: Eukaryota; Dinophyceae; Suessiales; Symbiodiniaceae.